GCCAUGGAAACCCAUUCCAUGAAGCUCUCUACGCACUGUUGUUGGGCUCAUCUGAAGGCCACACCAAGUUUGGAGGUCUUUAGCUAUUGACUCUGCAGAUAGUUGAAGCAGUCUGCAUGCCUAGGGGCUUGAUUGUAUACACCUGUGUCCAUGGAGGGGAUUGGAACACCUGAAUCACAUGAUUGGGAGGGGAUUGGAACACCUGAAUCACAUGAUUUGGAGGGCGGGGCCAAUACUUUUGGCAAUAUAGUGUAUAUUUAUUUUACCUUAUUCCCAGCCCUGAUGAAGGGGAGGUUUUGAGCUCCUGAA
Staurois parvus is the source of this 309-nucleotide messenger RNA. NCBI's taxonomy places the organism in Eukaryota, Metazoa, Chordata, Amphibia, Anura, Ranidae. The record is from the annotation of a GenBank genome assembly.